AUGGUGUCCCUUUAUUAUGAGUCGCAACUUCUUGCAACUAUUGGCAUCACAUUUCUCUUGUCAUGUAUUGUGGUUCCACUUGACUCAGCCUUUCUAGCGUCAGAAGGCAAGGCUUUGCUUGAGAGUGGAUGGUGGAGCAACUGCAUCAAUCUCCCUUCAGAUCAUUGCAGGUGGCCUGGAAAUUUGGGGAAGCUUGAAGAGUUACAUCUUAGUCAUAAUAAUCUUGUUAGUUCAAUUCCUUUGGAAAUAGGUAAUUUAGGGAAGCUUAAAGAGUUAGAUCUCGGUCAUAAUAACCUCGUUGGUUCAAUCCCUUUGGAAACAAGUAAUUUAAGGAAGUUUGAAGAGUUAGAUCUCGGUCAUAAUAACCUCGUUGGUUCAAUCCCUUUGGAAAUAGGUAAUUUGGGCAAGCUUAAAGAGUUAGAUCUCACUCGCAAUAACCUU
Molecule: messenger RNA, 441 nt
Organism: Dovyalis caffra
Lineage: Eukaryota; Viridiplantae; Streptophyta; Magnoliopsida; Malpighiales; Salicaceae
Source: the annotation of a GenBank genome assembly